UUUUGAAAGACUUGUCAAUUCUCUUUCUUCGAAGUUACGCGUUAAAAAAAAAGAGAAUAACAUGUCUUGUAAAAUAAGAGUGAGAAAGCAAAAUGUAUUGACAGUGUUAAUGAAAAUUCAAGAAAUCUUUGUGAUAAAAAAUAACUAAGAUCAAACUUGGUUAGAUAGAAAGUGCCAUACCAAAUUUCAAAUGAGAUACCAGUAUAAAUACGACUAGAGAAAAUUUAAAUGCAUACUGAGAAAAAAAAUAAACACCCGACGACCUUAAAAGAAACUCAUUAAUUGUGUUUACACGAGUUUUUGUUUUUUAUUAUUGUGUAGAAAUUCUUUCCCUUAAGCAACAACAUCAGUAUUUCCAUUCAUACUGAUAUAUAAAGUGAGAAAUAUGGCACUGGUAAAUGAAUUAACAAUCUACGUACCCGUUCAUAAGUAUACAUGUAUAUCAAAAACCUGUACUAUCUAAAAGUGAAGGAGAUUUGUGCAAUAUGAGACUGCCUCUCACUCAUCAAGAGGCGGGAUGGGGUGCAGAUUUAGUAAAGAGAACUGGUGUUUCUCUCUGACUUGCUGCUUCUGUAUGAAAGACCGCCCUGCCUGCUACUGGAUCGGAGGCGUUGGCUUGGUAUGGGGAGGUUUUGCUACCAUAUUUGACUUCAUCUCGGGCAACCUCCCCCCUCUAUACUGCACGCGCUGCUUGGACUACAAUCUUAAUCAUUACCUAAGUAUGACCGGCGGGGGAAUCAACGCAGUCCAGUGGCUCGUCAGCUGUUUUCUCAUUCAUGGGGCAAGGAAGGAGAUCAGGUGGAUGGUGGGCGUGUGGCUUGCGUGGGCGGCCGUGAACAUCGGCAUGCAACUCCUGUGGUUCUGCAUCACCCUCCCCUACACCCCCUCCAUCAGGGGGUUCGCGUCCCUCUUCCAGCUGGUUUGGGGCAUCCACUACUUCAUUGUGGUUAAGACGCACUUCACCAGGAUGUCACUCACAUUCACGCCCCCGGAGGAAAAGCUGGACCCCGUCCCGCCCAACUCCCCCGCGAGGAAGCACCGUCGCCACAAGCGCAGGAUCGACCAGUCCUCCCAGCCGCCCAUCCGCACACUGCUGGGGGCGGCCAUCAAGCUGCAGGGAGAGGUCCUGAAGAGGCAGGAGGAGAGAGAGACUAUCGAGAUCCUGGCGGCAGGAGAGGAGGACGAGGAGUCGGAGGUCGAGGUGCUGGUGGUGAGGAGGACGUCGAGAGGAGGAGGAGGAGGAGAAGGAGGAACAGAAGAGGAGAGGGAGGCGUUCGUGCUUCAGCCAAUAGGCGCGAGGCGAGCGGACGAGGAAGGAGGGAAUGACGCAAGAAAAGAGGACGACGAAGGAAGGAAAGAGGGAAUAGCAAAAUCCACAAGAAACGGAAGUGGGAGAAGAAGAGGCGCAUCGACCAACGAAGAGGAAGCAUUCGAAACCGACGGAAUGCAAGAGAAAAGAAAGAAGACGAAGAAGGACAAAAAACGAAAAAGGCGUGAAAAGAAGAGAGAACAGGAGGUGGAUGGAACAAGGGAAGAAAGCAACGGUAAAGUGAAAGAGAGAAAGAAACAAGGAAGAAGAGGAAAAGAAGAGAAAAAUGCCGGGCGGUCAAGGGAACAAGACGAAAUCGAACACGAAGAUGGAGACACCGAAGAAGGAAGAAAGCAAAGAAAGAAGAAACAUAGGCAAAGAAAAGAAGAAUCCACGAAAAGGAAGAAAAGAAAAGAUGAAAACAAAAGAGACACAAGAGAUGAAAGCACCGGAUCAGAGAACCUGAGAUUUCCCCGCGCAGAACUGAAGCAGGGCCACGUGGCAGUCAACAUAGAGGACCCAAGUGACACUCCUUCAGGCAAGAGGGAGAGCGGGGGGGCGGCGCAUCGAGGGAAAGGAAGACUGAGGAUCAGGCUGGACAGCUUGGAGAGCGCGGCCGCGAGGAUCAGGCGGAACAGCGAGGGAGCCGUGGGCGUGAGAAACAGGCGGAGUAGCGAGGGGAACGCGGGCGUGAGGACGAGGCGGAGUAGCGAGGGGAGCAUGGGCGUGAGGACGAGGCGGAGUAGCGAGGGGAGCGUGGGCGUGAGGACGAGGCGGAGUAGCGAGGAGAGCGUGGGCGUGAGGUUCCGGCGCAACAGCGAGGACAGCGCGGGCGUCUGCCUGGAGCCCCGAGGUCCCCCUUCGCCUGUCUCGCCCAGCCACGCAGACGUCAUGGUGCACUGGAAGCUCGAAAUGCCGCAGGAGGAAGAUCCGAGAACGUCCUCGGGAGCGAGCCUGUCCUCCUCGCCGCCGCCGUUCCCUCCGCCCCAGCGACGUCCUGGAGAGGAUCCUGAGGCCACGGGGGCUCGUCGACGUCCGCCCUCGUCGCCCACGGACACGGGGGGAUUAGGUCCUGAGCUGAGGAACCCUGCGGACGGAGAGGGAAAGCGAGAGAAGUUCCGGAUAAUCGAAGUGAAGAGGAAGAGCCAGCCGGCCGCCGGAGAACCGAGACCCAGGACCUGCAGUCGUAGGACUUCAUACAAGCUCGCGGUCGGAUCGCCGGAUACCCAAGAGACGGAAAUCGUGUAACGUCACAGACUCUCCUAGGAUUUCGUUUUGUCUCUGCAUGAGACUAUGAACUGAAAUCGUCUGAAAUUCAGAGAAACAAGAUCGUAUCCAAUCUCCAAUUUCUCAAUAUAUGCAAUAUUGUCUACUGUAAUAAUUAUGGAAAUAACGUAACAAAUAAACAUAUCAACAAAUAUCUUUAAUGAACCGUAUAUUCAAUAUUGUACACACAGCAUGACGAUGACA
Molecule: messenger RNA, 2779 nt
Organism: Penaeus indicus
Lineage: Eukaryota; Metazoa; Arthropoda; Malacostraca; Decapoda; Penaeidae
Product: RNA-binding protein 25-like
Exons: 7
Coding region: 518-2557 (679 amino acids)
Source: RefSeq, a predicted model, not a curated record